AGGGCGUCCGUCUAUGGCUGCUUUGGUUCCAACACGGUUCCCGCUAUCUGUUGGUUCACCGCUUCGCUUUUAUCGUUUGCGGAAACCUGAACCUCCCUUCCUUCUCAUCUCCUGCUCCGUGAAGACGCUAUUUCGGUUUAGUGGUACAAUUGUAUUCUCCGGUUGCCGGAAUGUGAUCCCUCUUUCGCCGGCCGCUACUGGUGACGAUGAGUAUCAAGCGUGUUCAAGAAAGCCUCUCAACUUACCUCAGAUUUUCGCGCGCCUCGUGGUCUCUGUGGCGCUUGGUAUUGGCUUUGGAUUUUGCAUUGGCAUUCAUGUAAGUUCGGCUUCUGCGACCACUCUUCCCGCCUCUUCAUCGCUUCAAGAUAAGCAGACAACGGAAGAUGAAAAUGAAGGAAGAAAACACGAUAAUGACACAGAAAAUGUUUUAGACAAGGAUUUAGAAGCAGCUUUUAAUGCUUGGAAAUCUAAAACAUAUGCAUUGACUGUGCCUCUCAAAAUUGUUGCUCUACGUGGUUCUGUGCCUCCAUCAUGGAUCAAGGACUUCAUAAAAUCUCAAGGGAGAAGGUUAAAAUUUAAUGUGAAGUAUAAUACAAGUCUUGAGAGUAUUUUCUCAGAUCUGUCAAUUCCCUUCACUAAAGGAAAUAUUGGGCCUGCAUCUGCUUUGGCGGCAGAUAUUGUUAGUAUUGGGGACUCCUGGCUUAAAUUUGCCAUCAACAAAGCUAUAAUUGAGCCAAUACGUGAUGUUGAAGACCAGGAUUGGUUUAAAGGCCUAGAUGAGAGAUGGAAGGUAUACCUGCGCAGGAAUAGGGAGGGAGAAAUAGAUCCCAACGGUGACGUAUGGGCUGCUCCAUAUCGAUUGGGCUGCAUGGUUAUAGCCUACAAGAAAAACAAAUUUCAAAAGUAUAAUUUGGCUCCUAUGGAGGAUUGGGCAGAUUUGUGGCGGCCAGAGCUUGCGGGAAGGAUCUCAAUGGUUGAUUCCCCCAGAGAGGUCGUUGGUGCAGUUUUGAAGUAUAUGGGAGCCUCAUACAAUACCAACAACAUUAAUUUGCAAGUUGAUGGUGGGAGAGAUGCUGUUGAGCACAAUUUAGCCUUGCUUGCAAAGCAGGUUCGACUGUUUGACGGUGUCCACUAUUUGAAAGCUUUUGGAGUUGGAGAUGUGUGGGUAACUGUUGGAUGGAGUAGCGACAUCAUUCCUGUUGCCAAGCGCAUGUCUAAUGUUACAGUAGUUGUUCCAAAAUCUGGAGCUAGCUUAUGGGCAGAUCUUUGGGCAAUUCCAGCUGCCUCUAGGAUUCAAACAAACCGGAUUGGUGGCCGAAUCCGGGGCCCAUCCCCACUAAUCCAUCAGUGGAUCGAGUUCUGUCUGCAAGGUGCAAGAGCACUGCCCUUUAAACAAGAGGUUGUUCCGGGGACCUCUCCCAAUGCUCUUCAUGUUCCCUCAGCCAAGGCUCCCACGGAGCUCUCAAAGGGUAAGCCAAGACUAGAUACCAAUCUCAUUGCUGGAGCCCCACCACCUGAAAUACUAGAUCGGUGCGAAUUUCUUGAGCCAUUGUCUGAUUCAACGAUAUCAGAUUACGGCUGGUUGCUCGCAGCCAUCCAAGAACCUAAACGUGGAUUGUUACAUAAAGCGCGUGAGUAUAUUUCAUUGAUGAUUAAAUUUUCUGGAAAAUCUGAUCCAAAACUAGCUUGAAAAUUCGUUUAUUAGGAUGUGGAAUACUGAUCAGGGAUCCUGUCAGUUUGAAAUAUUAUAGGUUUAAUGUUAGAAGGAAUAGAAGGAACUAUAGAAUUGCCACGAUGUGGUUUAAGUGCCUCAUUAGGCUUGACAUGGAUGAGCAGAACUGUUUGGACCUAGAUGGGUACUUUAAUGAGAUGGAACAUCAAAAGUCAGAAAUUGGCUGAUGAGAUGGGAGAACCAUGGCACUUGUAUUUUUUCUUGCCUAAUGUGAGACAUAGUGUUAUCAAAUCUCUAUUAA
This is a messenger RNA of Neltuma alba, 1973 nucleotides long. RefSeq lists its product as uncharacterized. The transcript has 7 exons. The record is from RefSeq and is a predicted model, not a curated record. Lineage: Eukaryota; Viridiplantae; Streptophyta; Magnoliopsida; Fabales; Fabaceae. Bases 14 to 1690 code for a protein of 558 amino acids. Gene Ontology annotation, molecular function: polyamine binding. Gene Ontology annotation, biological process: polyamine transport. Gene Ontology annotation, cellular component: periplasmic space.